This is a messenger RNA of Protobothrops mucrosquamatus (brown spotted pit viper), 1194 nucleotides long. Its product is annotated as E3 ubiquitin-protein ligase TRIM39. Lineage: Eukaryota; Metazoa; Chordata; Lepidosauria; Squamata; Viperidae. The transcript is spliced from 4 exons. The record is from RefSeq and is a predicted model, not a curated record. Gene Ontology annotation, molecular function: protein binding. Bases 38 to 919 code for a protein of 293 amino acids.
AGGCGGUGGACAGCGGUACAUCUGACUGAGACCCACAAUGUCACACACUCCCCGUUGCAAACUAGUUGACUAUUUUGAAGAGCUGAGUGAAGAGGAAUUCGAGAAAUUUAAGAUGCACCUCGAGGACUACCCAGUGGAGAAGGGCUACAAGCCCAUUCGUCGCUCCAAGACUGAGAAAGCUACCCACAUUGAAAUAGCCCGAUACAUGAUUGAGGCAUAUGAUGAUGCCAAGGCCCUGAAGGUGACCGUCAGCAUUCUGGACAGAAUAAAUAAAAAGGAUCUGGCUGCAAGAAUCCAAAACGAGAUGCUGGAAUAUUUUCUUCAGUCUCCAGAAUCAGACGAGACGUUUUCUGGAUCUCAAAAUAAAGUGGAGGUGAUGCUGGAUCCCAAGACAGCUUAUCCCACCCUCAUCCUUUCAGAGGACCUGAAAAGUGUAUACAUGGGUGAACAAGCCCAGGACUUUCCUGACAAUCUUGAACGCUUUAAUUUUUUCCCUUGCGUUCUGGGAACAGAAGGCAUUAAUUCUGGGACUUUAGAGUGGGUGGUUGAGGUGGGCAGGGCCAAACAAUGGGCCAUUGGUGCUGUGCGUGAAUCCAUAAAAAGAAAAGGAUAUUUAAAUAUAAUGGCUACUGAAGGGUUUUGGGUUUUGCAGCUGAUGGAUGGAGAAUAUGAGGUCACCACCACACCUAAAACCAUUCUUCCACUGUGGAAAACAGUUCAACGGAUCCUUGUUUGCUUAGAAUUCAAUUUAAGCAAGUUAUCUUUUUAUGAUGUGGACUCUAUGGAGAUUAUCUUUACUUUCAACUAUCCAUUUUUUGAGAAAAUGUUCCCUUUCUUCCUGACUUGGGACAAAAAAAAUCCAUUAAAAAUAGUACAAAUUACUUCAUCAAAUAAUCUGAGGAAGAACAAGAAGAAAUAGUGUUGUGAAAUGACCCAAUCUGACCCAUUUUCUGUUCAGACCUUGAAGUGAUUGCCAUUGGAUUCAGGGAAUCUUACUUUUGAUUAAAUACAAUAGAAUAUGUUUGAUUAAAUACAAUAGAAUAGUAUUGUUAAUUUCUGAUUUCUGUUCCCUUUAUUCCCUUCAUGGGAAUCUUUAUGAGAAACUUUAGUCUAUGUGUGAAAAAAGUAUGAGAAAUAAAGCUUAUAAAACAUUUACCCAUUAUGUAAAAGAAUUCCAUAAACAAUAAUAUAUGU